Talaromyces proteolyticus is the source of this 774-nucleotide messenger RNA. RefSeq lists its product as uncharacterized. The record is from RefSeq and is a predicted model, not a curated record. The transcript is spliced from 2 exons. Lineage: Eukaryota; Fungi; Ascomycota; Eurotiomycetes; Eurotiales; Trichocomaceae. Bases 1 to 774 code for a protein of 257 amino acids.
AUGAUGGAGCCUGCCAAACUUCGGCGACACGAACAGAGAGGCAAAUACGAUGUCGACUCCAUCCAGAAAGUCUUUUCGGACACUUUCAUUUCCCAUGUCUCAUACAUCGACAAUGGCUUGCCGCAGUGCGUGCCUAUGAUCGCCCUGUUUCACCGUGCUGGCGAGAAUGAAGAUCCAGUGAUCUAUCUCCACGGCCACCCUAGCUCGAGAUUAAUGGAGAUUGUGCGGGAUAAGGAGUCAGAAUGUGCUACUGGAGACGACGAGAAGUUACACAAAAUCCCGAACGAUAAGAUAAGAGUAUGCAUUACAAGCACCAAAGUUGACGGCCUUGUCCUCUCAUCGGCCCCGAAUGGGCAUACUUUUAAUUAUCGGUCCGGAAUCGUCCAUGGUGCAUGCUCCCUUAUUAAGGAUCGUGACCUUAAGCGGGAGGUGAUGAGGGGUGUAACGAAUCAUAUCGUUGAAGGCAGGUGGGAGGACGUAAACCCUGUCUCCUCCUUUCAGGUUUCGUUGGUCUGUGUGAUACGUGUUGAUAUCCUCAGUGGUGGAGUAAAAUUUCGAACUGGUAUUCCCGGUGUACAACCCAGAGACAGGAUAAAAGAUGGACCAGACAAUGAAGUGCCGCCAUGGACAGGAGUCGUCCCCCUUUCCGAACAAUUGGAUGAGCCAGUUCCAAGUGGAUUGACAGAUGAUGCCAAAGUUCCUGAAGGGUUAUUGACAUUUAUACAAAGGAGGAACAAAGCUCAAAGCGAAUAUGCCCAUUCUGUUGCUAAAUAA